Messenger RNA from Propithecus coquereli (Coquerel's sifaka), 957 nucleotides. It is a transcript of the gene NTMT1, whose product is annotated as N-terminal Xaa-Pro-Lys N-methyltransferase 1. The transcript has 4 exons. Bases 152 to 823 code for a protein of 223 amino acids. Lineage: Eukaryota; Metazoa; Chordata; Mammalia; Primates; Indriidae. The record is from RefSeq and is a predicted model, not a curated record. Gene Ontology annotation, molecular function: N-terminal protein N-methyltransferase activity. Gene Ontology annotation, cellular component: cytoplasm.
GUGGGCUUGUGGCGUCGCCGCCGCCGCCGCAGCUGCCGGCACUCUCCCUUCCUCUUCCCCGUCCUCUUCUCCUGGGUCCCGGGAGCCCCUGCCCGGGGAGAGGUGCCAUUGCUGAUUGUGGUGCUUGAGCAGAACCUUGGUUGGUGACAGCAUGACGAGUGAGGUGAUAGAAGAUGAGAAACAAUUCUAUUCGAAGGCCAAGACAUACUGGAAACAGAUCCCACCCACCGUGGACGGCAUGCUUGGGGGGUAUGGCCACAUCUCCAGCAUCGACAUCAACAGCUCCCGGAAGUUCCUGCAGAGGUUUUUGAGGGAAGGCCCGAACAAGACAGGAACUUCCUGUGCCCUGGACUGCGGCGCUGGCAUUGGAAGGAUCACCAAGCGACUGCUCUUGCCGCUGUUCAGGGAGGUGGAUAUGGUUGACCUGACAGAGGACUUUCUGGUUAAAGCCAAGACCUACCUGGGGGAGGAAGGCAAGAGGGUGAGGAACUACUUCUGCUGUGGUCUCCAGGACUUCAGCCCGGAGCCGGACUCUUACGACGUGAUCUGGAUCCAGUGGGUGAUAGGCCACCUAACAGAUCAGCACCUGGCCGAGUUCCUACGGCGCUGCAAGGGGGGCCUCCGCCCCAAUGGCAUCAUCGUCAUCAAAGACAACAUGGCCCAGGAGGGCGUGAUCCUAGAUGACGUGGACAGCAGCGUGUGCCGGGACCUUGAGGUGGUCCGCAGGAUCAUCCGCAGUGCAGGCCUCAGCCUCCUGGCCGAGGAGAGGCAGGAGAACCUCCCGGAUGAGAUCUACCACGUCUACAGCUUUGCCCUGAGAUAAGCCUGGGCUGGCAGGAGAAACUGAGGAACCACAGCCCAGGUGAGGGUUGCUGGCAGUUGGGUGAGAUCCAGGCUCCACGCUGAUGGUUCGGAAUGUUGAGAGGCCGCUAAAUAUACCUGUCUGCCGUCUACUCA